AUGCUUAUUGCAACUGCUGUGAAGAUGCUACCGAUGUGUAGCCUCUUGACUCGGUUCCAGCUCCUGCAUUUGGUUGAGCUGCUAUCCGCUGUACUCUCCCGCUCGGCUGGAAGUUUGCUCUACCCAUCAGGUUUGUCUGGUGUGCUCAAGUCUCGCAACAACAUGAAUGUUUUAACUACUGUUAAAAACAUGUACUACUAUGGACCCAUAACUGUUAGAACGCCUCCCCAGAAAGAGACGGUGGACUUUGACACCGGAUCUGCUGACUUGUGGCUGGCUUCUAAACAAAUACGCAAAAGUCAACCAAGUUAUUGCAAGAAACAUAGAACGUACAACGACAAGAAAAGUAAAACAUAUAAGAAAAAUGGAGAGCCAUUCAGUAUCACUUAUGGCAGUGGAGAAGUCUCGGGCUACGUGUCGCAGGAUAAUAUUAAGUUAGGGGGUCUGCCAGUGAAAGGUCAGCUCUUUGGCGAGGCUACCGAAAUAGACUCAUAUACAGCCUCUACCAAGAUUGACGGCUUGCUGGGGAUGGCGUUUACCUCCCUCUCUAGCAUUGACACCGACCCUCCCUUCGUCAACAUGGUCAAACAGAAGGUGGUCAACAAACCAGUGGAUGAGCCAUCGUCAGACGCUAGCAACAAGCAAAGUGCAGAGUUGGUUCUUGGAGGCGUGGACCCUAAAUAUUACACUAGGGAUUUCGUCUUCGCUCCUGUCGAGGUACCUUUGUAUUGGAACAUCACUGUUGAUGGGUGA
Molecule: messenger RNA, 753 nt
Organism: Homalodisca vitripennis (glassy-winged sharpshooter)
Lineage: Eukaryota; Metazoa; Arthropoda; Insecta; Hemiptera; Cicadellidae
Product: cathepsin D-like
Exons: 6
Coding region: 1-753 (250 amino acids)
Biological process (GO): proteolysis
Molecular function (GO): aspartic-type endopeptidase activity
Source: RefSeq, a predicted model, not a curated record